Molecule: messenger RNA, 3744 nt
Organism: Gigantopelta aegis
Lineage: Eukaryota; Metazoa; Mollusca; Gastropoda; Neomphalida; Peltospiridae
Product: mitochondrial fission regulator 2-like
Exons: 9
Coding region: 163-1329 (388 amino acids)
Biological process (GO): mitochondrial fission; aerobic respiration
Cellular component (GO): mitochondrion
Source: RefSeq, a predicted model, not a curated record
AUUUCGAUUUUUAAACUGAAAAUGUAUACGAUUGGUUAAGGGAAGAGGGCUUUUUAAAAUGGAAAACGUGACAGUUGUUGAAGUGUUUUACUUUCUUAGAAGUAAUUAAAAUCAGUUGAUCAAGUAGCUGUUUUUGUCGUGAUGCUGUUUUGAUCUCACAAAAUGGACGUGAUUGAAGAUAUGACCACUGUGUUACAGCUGGUCCUGGAUUACUUGGGCAUUGACAUGGCUGAAUUCGUUCAUGUUAUUGAGACGCGAUUUUUAAGAAUAGUGAGGAUGAGAAGACAGAAGAGCCGCUGGAGUCUCGUUCGCUACAUCGGAGCUGUUCUCCCGCUAAGGCCUGCCAGGAGGAUCCGAUUACAGAGUCGUCUACUUGGCAAUCGCAAUCAUCACCAUGGCAGCAUGGAGAGUCUGGUGUCAACGCUUUCAUCGGAAAUGUCAGAUGAUCAGGACUUGGUUUGGAUAGAGGAGGACCUCGGUGACAACGUGAUACACUACAGAGCUGAGAACCGAGCGUGUCUGGAAGGCCAGUGUCUCGGAGAGGACCUUGAUGACGGGACUUUUGUCGUUCACAAGAAGACGAUGACGUCGACUCCGAUAAACCUGUCGCUGGCCUCGUGCUCCACCAUGUCCGUGGACCCGGCCACUGUGAUGAAGCUCACCGCCAUGGAGGACGAGCUGGCCGAACUCAGGAGACAGAUCGCACAGCUCGUCAUGUCGCAGGAAGUGGUGAACAAAUCAGUUAAAGUGGAUUCUGAUUGUCACCAAAGUAUGUCUCCAGUUGUCUCAGCUGCACUACCACCACCACCACCACCAACUUGUGUGCCUCCCCCACCACCACCACCACCUCCUCCUCCAACUGUACCUUCAGGAAUACAAGCCAUGAAGAUGGGAGGGAUGUCACUGGCAGAUUUGAUCAAAAAGGGUAAAGACCAUCUGUCUACCAGUGAGAAGAAUUCCAAUCCUCUUCCCGCUUACACCGGUGUUCCGGACAUGUCUCAAAUCUUGAAAGGUCUCACCAACGUCAAACUGAAAUCAGUUAAGAGGUCACCUGGAGGGACACCUUUUCGACAGAAACCAGCCAUUGAGAACAACGACCCAGCCUCCAUUAUUGCUCAAGCUCUGAAGAAGAAGUUUGCUCACAGACAUCUGUUCAGUCCGGACCGUAACAAGGAGAACCACGACAGCUCGUUCAGUUCCCCGGAACACAGUCCUGUCAGACCGUUUGGACAGCACAUCCUGAGGAAAACGAACAAAAGAUCAUCCCUGGUCACAGACAGCACACAGAUCAUUGCGUGUGGUGGACCGCUUCAAGAACGGAACUGCUGAUGCAUUAUUAGAACAGACAUACCAGACAGAUCACACUAAUCUAUGCAUAUUGACCAUGUCGCAUACUAAACUGCUCAGUGGUAUAGGAAUCGGAGCUCACCUUGUCCAUUGCCAGAUUAGUCUAUAGCUAAUUUUGAUACACACUGGCUACAUUUGACUUUUGGCUAACAAAAUAUUCCUUAAAUUAAACACAUUUGAAUAGUUUUCAAGGAAAUGCACUACAAAUCUGAAAAAUUAGCUAAACUAAAAUUUGUUCCAGUGUGAGUCCUGAGGAAUUGGCUCAGAGAUUGUGUGAUAAUAAUUUUGGCAGUAUUUUAAAAGCUCAGAUUGUAAAUAUGCCUCUUGCACCAUAUACUACAGUGAUAGGACUGAAAUACACAAUAACUUGAUUGCUUUCGAUGUGAGGUGAUUCUUAAUAUAACCUGAUCUGUUACAGCCCCUGUGUUUAUAAAACAGUGGACUCGAAAUUUGUUAACAGACAUCAAAGUUUUCCUGAUUUAUCCAGAAUUCCUGAUUUUUUAUCAUUUAUGCAGUGUUUCCAGGUUGUUCAUGAUUUAUUCAAAGUUUUCCACAUUCUCCAUCCAAAAUUAAAGAUGUUGAUUCGGCUAGUGCCUUGCACACAUUCUGAAUGGGUGUUGCCAGUUUGUACCAUAGUGCAACCAUAACCCAAGGACAAGUCUCUGUACUCGACCAUUGAUGUUGACAUUUUUGGAUUGUUUUUUCAUAACCCACUUUCAUCAAUGCUUUUAUGUCUAGAGACUUUAAUGUCAUAACAAUACUUAAAAACUGCAUGCGUGUGACGUUAUUAAGGAGACUCUGGCUUGCAUGUAGAAGACCGAUUGUAUGUAUACACAACAUGCUAACAAACAGGAGAGUGAAGGGGUUUUUGAGGGGGGGGGGGGGGAGUGGAUGGGGGUUCUGACCAUUCUUCUAAGGGCUUUAUACCAGUUAAUUGCAUUUACUAGUGUUGACAUAACAAACUGACUAGCCUUCUUUAUGUUUUCAUUACUUAAAAUUGGCCUUUAUUUGUAAAAUAGUGAUGUUUUUGCUACUUCCAUUUUUAGUGUUGUGUGAUUAUGAUGCAAUAAAAAGGCCUACAAGUGUCUACAGGCCAACUAAGAGAUUAACAAAGUUUAGCUUAUAUUAUGUGCAAGUGACAUUUGUAUACGGACAUAGUACCUACCUUUGUUAGCACAAUGGACAAUCUUGAUAUGCCCUUGAGGGACAGGUGGUGGUUAUUCAAGGUAACCAUCAUGUUCCAAACCGUAGGGGAAAAUAUUUUCAUUCACAAAUACUUUGUGAUUGGCUCUUUAAAUCGGUGAUUUCAAAGGAAAUAAAUUUGCAUUAGUUAAGUCAAGCCAAUUUUUUUUUUUAAAUCCUUAAUACCACCUCACUGAUGAAUAGCCAUUGUAUUCGCAUGCUUUUCGAUGUUUCGAUGCUAAUUGGUCUGAAUGAUUAUGCAAAGUUUGGAUCAACUGACAUCACUGACAAGACUACUGAAGGGAUUUCAUCUUGUGGGAAAGUGAUUUCACAAUCAUAUUAUUUUGCAAUUUUCAUAUGUAUUUUUUUUCCCACAAAUGUUUAACAUAUUGUAAUUUCUAUCCAUGGUAUGUAGAAGAAAAAAAAAGAGUUGGUUGAUUAAUGUGCAUAUGUGAUACAAUGUUAGAGAUUCUGUCAUGUGAUUUAACCGUACCAACUUGGAAAAACAAAUCAUCAGAAAAUAUUUAUGAAAGUCAAAUUUAUAGUAUAAAUAUUUCCGAUCAGGCUACAGAUUUUCCAAGCUGUGUUAGCACUAUAAUAUCGUAAAAUCAUCGUACAAGACAUCUCUACAGCACACUCCAUAGCCUAAUAUGGUUUUACAAUAUCGUAGCACUAAGAUAAUGUAGCUUCGGAAAUAUGGGUCAAACGUUUCUUAAGCAAUUUUGCAUCAUCCUUGCAUUAUCUUUUUACAUUGCAUUGCGAGAUUGAAAAGUUGCAAGCAUUUUGUGAACUAGAACCCUGGGGUCUAAUUAGUAUACUCUCGCAACUUUGCGAUCUCACAGUGCAAUGCUAAAAUACUUGCAAAGAGAAUGCUUUGUUGUCUAACAGAGCAAAAGAGACCGUUCUGAAUUAGGCCCCUGGUGUGCAUGCACCAGUUUUAUUUAGGCUUUGGAGAACAAAAAGAAAGCAUUUUACUAUUUGAUGCUAUGCUUGUUUUUAACUUAGUUUUAAUAUUGUAUGAAGGGGGAAGUCUUGUAUAAUAUUUUAUGCUAGGUAAAGAUCUUUUUAGUGCUUAAUUUGUGAAAUAUUUUAUGCUGUUAUUGUAACAAACGGUAAUACUCAGUGGCUUAACCUAUAUCAUAGCUCAUGGGUCAUAGUACUAGUAAUUAAUAAAAAAAGAUGUAUAUAUUUGUAAAUAAAACCAUUUUCACUCAA